AUGAAGCCGGUGAGAGAGAGAAUUGGGGUGGGGGUUGAGAUUUGGGGGGCGGGCGGCUGCUUUGGCUGUGGGGGAAGGAAGCCUCGGGAUACCCUGACGGGGUUGCUUGUCGGCGCUUGGGCAGCAGGAGGUGGAGCGGAGGGAUAAAUGGCGAGGCGUCGCGGGAGCGGCUCGUUCAGGCGGGCUUGGCGGAGGGAGCGCGGCCGAGAACAGCCUCGUCGUUAACAGCGACGUUAACCCUCCUCUCCACCUCACAUGUUGUUGGACUACAACUCCCGUCGUCCCUGCCUGCUGGCUGACGCUGGCAGGGAAUGAUGGGAGUUGUAGUCCAGCACCCUAUCGGUGUGCAUAGUGGCUCCUCUGGGGUGCGCGUGUGAUUUGGAAACUGGAAUUUUCAGCGAUAGCAUUUAUUUCCCCCCCCCCCCCCAUUUUACAAAUCGUCUUGCAUAAUUUGGCUUUUUACUCUAGGUUUCCUUAGCCUUUAUUUCUAUAUUUCUCUUAAUUCAAAUCAAUCAAUUGCGUUCUUAAAAGUAGAUAUUGCGCCGUAAUCAAACUCGUUCCUAGUAGCGUGUCUUCCAUCUAUCCCAAUUCUUCUUUCCCGUGUGAUGUUAGCUUAAUAUUUCCAUCUCGAGCAUUUCGAAAACCUUCGCCGUCAUUUAUGCUGCUGCUUAAAUGUUAUAAGGCUUAAGUUAAAAAGGUCUUAGGAAUAUUAUGGAUAGAUGUGUAAGGUCAACUAACUCAGCACUUAUCGCCUCCAGAGAAAAAGCAAAAAACGGGUUCCAAGCUUCCGCAAGCUGUUGAAAACAAGUAAAAUAAAACUUGACAACAAGUUAAAAAACAAACAGUUCAAGCAGCAGAGUACUGCCAAGAAAUACCGAAAAGAACAAAGGAAGCUCAGACAAGCUGUCAAAGAUGCUGUAUCCAAGAAGCCAAUGCCUUUGGAGGAUAACAAGAAAAAACAUCCAGGUGAGACUGGUGUGUGUGUGUGUGGUGUGGUGUGGACAUAAUAGUAAUAGGCUUCCAUGGUAUUCAGAGGUUUUCACUACGGCACAGAAUAUGAGGUCCCCUUUUAGAUUGUGACCCUUUAUGUGAUUGAAGUGCUUUUAAUAUUGUAAAAUGUUAGACAUAUCUCAAAUCAGGCAGUUUGCAUGUGAGCAAUACAGGUUAUUGAAGUAAACCUUGGCAUUUAAUAGGCUGGAUGCAGCCUACAGCAGUUGCACCAUCUUUCGGUGUUCCCCACCCCACUAGAGCAUUUUCUCAUAAUGUUUUGAUUUUGAUAACUAAUUCUAGGGACUGAUUAUAUUUUUGAGCAGUGAUUCUCAAAAUGAAGCUCCCUUACCCAUAGAAUAAAUGUAAGUAACAGGGAUUCUGAUACAACAGGUCAUCCAUUGCAUCUGAAAAAAAUGGGUUUGAGUCCACGAAAGCUUGGGCCAUAAGAAGGCUGGAAUUCUAUACUAACUUACAUUGGGAGUCAAUCCAUUGGGACUUAAUUUUAAUACACAUGUAUAGGAUUGUGCUUUAAUGUAUAUAUUUUUAUUUAGUGCAUAAUUCUGUUUCUACCUGGACAGCUGGGUACGUCUUGGUAACCUACAAAUAGAGCAUGAUGGGAACCAGCUCUUCUCUGGGUUGUUGUUGUUUUUUGCCUCCAGUAUUUGGCAUUUCAAGGUAUUAUGACUAGUAGUCGUUUAAUUCUACCCAAAUUUCUAGCCCAUCCAAUUCAAAAGGCCUGUGGUAGAUAACAGCACUUAUGAGUAAUGUUUUGAAUUAUUCGUUUAAAAGUUGGGGUCAUCACAUUAGUGGUUAAAAGUGAGUAAAGAUAGUCUUCAUAUAGUUUUUUUCAAGGCAAUCCAUUUUUAGUGCAACAAAAUUUAGUGAGGAGAGAGACUCCAUCAGGCAAGGCCUCUUUCCACCUGCCUUGCCCCACCCCCUGGCCUUGGGAUUCUUCAUAAGGAAGCUGUGCUUGGAGGAAGAACAGUGGGGGAGAGACUUCAUCAGGCAAGGCCUCCUUCCACCUGCCUUACCCCACCCUCUAGUCUCUGCUUCUCAGUUUAUAUUGUAUUAUUUUAUGUACUGUGGCUUGCCAUUGUUUUAUUGACUAUAGUUUAUAAAUUAUUUAUUGUAACUGUUGAGUGGAUUUCUGUUUAACUUUUAUAUGUUGAUAUUAUUCUAAUAAUUGUUGAAUGUUACUUUUUGAUGUAGGUUGCUUAUUUUAAAGUUUUGUUGUAUUAUCACAUUUUUGCAUUGCAUUGCAUAUAAGUUGUAUAUUUUUUGUUUCUUCAGCUUGUAAACCACCUUGAGUAUUGUAAGAUAGAAAGACAGUAUACAAAUAAAAAAUGAUGGUGAUGAUAAUUGAGAGUUGCUCAGUUAAUUGUAUGAAAUCCGAUGUCUUUACUCAAGGUGUGCUUCUGUUUCAGUGACUGUACUUUUCCAGUAUUCAAACUGCAAAAUAUUGUUGCUUUGGGAAUAUGGAAAUGCUAUGUGGAGUGAGGUAGUAUUGCAGUGGAUAGUGUCCUUGAUGAUACAGAACUGAAAUGGCUAAGCCCACAUUGUCUUAGGAUUAAGUGAUCACUCAGGAGCUAAGCAAUGAUGUAAUGCCAAAUCUCAAAGCAAAGAUGUAAUGCCAAAUCAGUCUUUGGCAUUCUGUGAAUGAACAUUGAGAUCAUGCUCCUUCUUGAACAUGGCCAUUCCCUCCCAGGCUCCGGCCCAGGUUUGAGGCAAACCAUAGCUUGCAGUUUUGGCUGAACAGCUGAAGUAUAGUUUACCUGGAAGCCAUGAUUAGAAACCAACAUUUUACCAGGCACACAUGAGCUCUACAGAGAGCAAUAUACAGGUAGAAAAAUACAUUUGGAUUCUGCAUACAGGGUGAGUCCUUUAAUAGAGGCCCCGUGGAUACAGAGUACAGUACACAUGUUCCACAGGGCCUCUUUUAAAAGACUCACCCUGUACAAAGGUAACUGUUUACUCACAAGUGUUCUUUUAUAUUCUCAUCCCUCGUUAAACUAAUGUGCCGCAGUUGUGCCCCUCAUUCAAGAAAAAUCAAAGUAAAAGGUAUUUCCAUCUGCCUUUUGUAGUGUGUAUCUCUCUCAGUGCCUCUGAAGUUAUUCUGAUUUUAUUUGCCUUGGCAGAAAGGGAAGAAGAGGAGGAGGAAGCUCUUCCUCUUGAUAUGAUGGAUGAAGAUGAUAUGAAAUUAAUGGAGGAACUUGCUCAGAGGGCAUCUUUUAUUACACGAGAUCUUUCUUCCAAGUAGGUGUUUGCAAAGUAGGGAAUAGCGGACGUUGCAGCACUUCUGUUGUCUUAUUUGUUCGUUGAGAGUAUGUAGAAUCAGACCUUUAAUACAAAAGGCCUUAACAGAAUAGGCCUUUUUCCAGCAUGACUAAGUCUUUUCUGCUUGAGUGUUUUACUAUUCCAAGCAAUAUCCCCUUCUCUGUGUAAUAAGAAUAAGUUUUUUUUUAAAAAAAAAGAAAAGUCAGAAGUAUGUGCUCAAGUGUUGCAGAGAAUGAUUUCACAGAUUCCAUAUGGGUGGGAGGAAGGGACAAAGGCAGAAGUUUGAUGGUACAUUCACAGUAGCAUGGGUAGUUUGCAGAAGAAUUCCACUGCUCUUUAAAGUUCAGGGCACCUGUGACAUUCAUGGACUCACAAACCCCACAGUUAAGCACCUGCUGUAGUUAUACUUGCUGUGAAAAGAAUCUGCUUGGCAUUAGCUUGGGCUAGCUGUUUGUAGAAAAUGUAAUGUAAUGGAAGCACUUACUAAGGCAGAAGGGUCUGGAUAGUGACAAUUUCAUUUGUCCCCAUUGGUAAACCCCAUUUGGAAAAGCCUUCAAUGGCAGAUAGUUUGACCAGUUUAAUCUUUUUUAAAAGUCUAAUUAAAUGGCACCAUAGAGAAAAUUGUAUGUGUGUUUUCAGUGUAACCAUUCCUUUGCAGUUCUGUUUGUGAAAAUAGUAUUUUUAAAUGUAAGUUAUAAGUUAUCCAUAUGAGAGUCUGACAAGUCUUUCACUUUAUAGUGAACCUGUUCAUGCCAAGAAACGUAAGAAUGAGAGUGUGAUUGAGAAAUAUGAGAAGAAGCCAAGGCGCAUGCAGACUGAGCCUGAAAAAGAACUUAUUCAUCUGCUUCCCAUCAAAGACAAACGUGGAAUUAUUCCACAGACCAUGGAAAAGCCAGGUGAGGCACAAUCAAGAUUGCCAGGCGAGCUGUCAGUUUGAUUUAAGAACUGGAUCGUUCGCAAUGCUGAAUUUUUAAAGAGCUUGCUCUUUCUUGUAGUUAAAGAGGAAGAGGAAGAGGAGGAGAAGGAUGAAAUAGAAGAAAUGGAAGAGGCACAAGGUAUUUAAGACUUAUUAAAAAAAGAUUUUGUACAGAUUAAAUAUUAAUAGACAUUCAAAUGGUGUUACUGUUCUUGAAGCAUAUUAGUGUAAAUUACUUCAUUGGUUCAGAGAACAUUUUGUGGUUUGUCCUCAUUGCUGAGUUACUGGAUAGAUCAAGUAAAAUAAGUAUAAUACUGCCAAAGAAAUGAAUUGCUCUUAAAGUGUUUCCAGAUGUUGCAUUUACGAAGUCAACCUAAAUUGAAGAGAAACCUGACUAGGGUAGCUCACAAAGGAGAAUGGAAACCUAAACUAUUAUUUGAAAGUCUUGGCUGAAUACAAUUGAAUGCCACCCCCUGAAAAACCCAACCAACUCCUAAAAGGUCCGUUUACCUGAAUAAAGGUUUGACCAGGGGCUGAUGAGAAUGCCAACAGAAGUUUCUAGUCUCCAUUUCAAAUGUCCUUUCCAGCUCUGGUGUGGAGGCACACGUGUGCACACAUACGCUCUAAGACAGGCUUCCUCAACCUCGGCCCUCCAGAUGUUUUUGGCCUACAACUCCCGUGAUCCCUAGCUAGCAGGACCACUGGUCAGGGAUGAUGGGAAUUGUAAUCUCAAAACAUCUGGAGGGCCAAGGUUAGGGAAGCCUGCUCUAAGACAUGAACAGCAUUUUUCUUUAUCACCAGCUCUUGAUGAACCAUUACCUGUUCUCACUGCUGAAGAACUGCUAGUUCAUAGGAAAAAGAAGCUACAAGAGAAAAAGAUGCACAUAGCUGCCUUAGCAUCUGCCAUCUUGUCUGACCCAGAAAAUAAUGUAAGUAACAUUUCAGUUGAGUUGAAACCGGCCAUGCCAUAAAAAAAGUAAGAAAAUGAGUUUUACAUGCCAAAGAUUCAGAUGCAUCAUAUUUAGUGUGGAAAGAAAUGUUGGCUUUUAAUGGCUUGGCACAGUGAGGUCUCACGGGUUAUGUGCUGUUGUUCAUGCUCUCAUCUCACAGAUUUUGUGUGAUUGCCUUCUGGAUUGGAAGGGAUAGUUUCCUUUCCUUUAGGCUCCUUUUACAGUAUUUUUCUUGGAUGCUGUUGAAACAGUUUUAUGCAUGGAAUUAAAUGAAUACCAUUAACCUUGCUUUUAUUUUUUCCUCUCAAUGUUUUUGCCAUCCUUUUGAGAAGUUGUUCCCUAAAAGCAAUGUUCUGUAACUGCUUCACAGGCAGUGCUUCAAUUUAAGAAUUUGACUUGUCACAAAAAAGAAAAAAAAUAUCUCUGGGGGGGGGAGAUUAAAACUGCUUUCAUACCCUGACGUGAAACAGUUGGCAGUGUGAAACUGCAAACUGAAAGGCUUAGAGAGACAGGAAGAGCCCGUGGGUUCCAGGUAUUUUCCAUUUGAAAUGUAGCCGCUGUGAUUACUGCUUUUGUGAUUGCUGAUGAAAACAAACUGGUCCUUGCCAAUUGUGAGACUGUCUUUUAUUCUUUCCAGGGUACAUUGGGAAGUAGACUUGAUGUGAUCUGGCAGUUUUCAUAUUGUCUCAGAAGGUGUAGUUGUUUGGUUAAACUAAACCCCAGCGCACAAACUAAAACAAAAAUCAGUGGGGGCAUGACCUCAGUUUUUGGAAAACCUAGAACCUCCUCACUGAUACAAAUCCAUUAAAGCUUCAUUUGAAAAAUGGGUGACAUCACAGAAAUUGAUGGCAUAAAGAUAAAGUGUUACUAAAAUAUUUUGCACCAUAUGAAUAUCUAGAAUAUGUUGCAAUCUUGAAUUCUGUGUGCAUGUUCUCUGAAGAUGGCAGUAGUUGUUGCUCCUCACGUUACAAUGACAGUAUAUGCAUAAAUUUUGUCUGGUUUACCUGUAGUUGUCAAUUAUAUUUCAUGGUUAUGUCAUCCUUGCUUGAGCAGAUAAAGAAGCUGAAAGAGUUGCGUGCAAUGUUAAUGGAACAGGAUCCCAAUGUGGCCGUGAUUGUGCGAAAGCUGGUGAUGAUUUCUCUGAUGGAGCUUUUCAAAGACAUUACUCCAUCUUACAAAAUCAGACCUUUAACUGAGAAAGAGAAAAACACAAAGGUGAGGUUAUAAUAUGUUUCAGAGUAGCUUAAUGUCAAGUUGGGAGGGUAAGACAACUUGUUAUAUGUAUGGAGGAAGAAAUUAAGUAUUUUUAUCUAUGAAAUUAUUUCUUUCCUUAAAAAUAGCCCUCAAUUUUUAAGCUUAGUUGUUGAAAUGUUGGCAUUUGGGGUACCAAAAAUGAAGAGUACACCUUUCUCGCAAAACUGUUGGGUAACAAAUUUCCCCAAAUACUUCUUGAAAAGACUUCAAAAUACAUACUGCAGAGGGUGACAUCUUCUGAAACUUAAAAAAAAAUGUGUUGCAGUUGUCACACAGUAGAUUUAUGGCAAGAUAUUUUACAUUGUUUCUUUGUUUAUCCACAGGUUAGAAAAGAAACUCAGAAAUUAAGAGAAUUUGAAGAAGGCAUUGUCAGCCAGUACAAGUUUUAUUUAGAAAAUCUGGAGCAAUCUGUGAAAGGUACAGCAGGCAGGGUGGAUGGCUGAGGAUGGGGAUAUGCUCUUAAAUGUUGAGCGCUAAAAUUAUUUUGUUGUUGGAAAUAAGCAGCUAUUGGUAGUAUCCCUAACACAAAGCAUGGAGAAGAUCCCUGAUUUAAACCCUAGAAUCUCAACUCUUGAUCCUAAGUUGCAGGGCUAGGAAAGUAUUUUUCGUAGUAUUUUUUUUUUAAAAGGAUAUGGCAUUGUGUGUGUGUUUUCAUUUUAACCCCUAUGUGUCAUUGUGGCAGGAAAUAUGCAAGUAAUAUAUUUUUUCCCCCACCUGGAAAUAAUAGUAGUAAUUUCAGAAGCUGGGAUGGCAAAAUACUCAGGCUUUUAUGCAAUAUUUCACUUAGAUUGGAAGCAAAGGAAGCUGAAGAAAAGCAAUGUGAUUUCACUAAAAGCAUACAAAGGCCUUGCAGAGAUUGCUGUGAAGUGCUUGUGUGAGCUGUUGGUGGCCCUGCCUCACUUCAACUUCCACAAUAAUAUUAUUGUACUCAUCGUGCCACUCAUGAACGAUGCUUCAAAACAGGUAGGCAUACCUCAUAGUCAUGACAGCAGCAUUUACUAGUAUAUUGAAAUAUUGCAUGUCAUUUCAAAGUAAAUAUGAAUCACAUUCUGGAAGGGUAAAAAUCUUUGUUCAUGGCAUUUUACAUUUUUUCAUCCAGAAAGCAGUGCUGGUUGAAUAAACAUGAUAAUUGAAACUUCCAACUUUCCAGAUUUCUGAAAUGUGCUGUGGUGCAGUAAAGACCCUCUUCAAGCAGGAUAAACUUGGCUAUGCCUCACUUGGUGUGGUGAAGGUGAUUUCUGGCCUUGUGAAAAGCAGGAAUUAUGAUGUUAGACCUGAGGUAAGUUCCUUCCCUCCUCUCCAGUGUGGAGCAAUAGUUAAAAAUGGACUUUAAAUAUUUACUAUCCUUGUUGAAGUACUGUGGCAUAUCACAAACAAAAACCACACCAAUUGUCUCCCGAACGUUACUCUUGCCAUUCUUCAUGAGUUGUUGGCAAGGAUGGCAUUUAUGCACAUGUAUAUAAAAGAGAAAGCAAUGGUCUCAGGCAGUUUUAUGUUUUGUAAGAUCUGUGCUUUUAAUGAAUUUGAGAAAUAAAUGUUACUGGAUUAUCUUUAGGUGCUAAUGACACUAAUUCACCUAAGAAUUAAGGAAGUAGAAGUGAAAAAAGAUGCAGAAGACAUCACACCAAAGAAGAGGUUCAUGUCUUAUCAAGAGAAACGGAAAAAUCUGUCAAGGAUGCAAAGAAAGGUACUUCUUAUGCUGUAGUGUACACAUAUAAUUUGAAUUUCAUUAGAAAAUGGAACGGUUUCUGGCUUGUAUCCAAAUAACUAACCAGUGAGUUCCAUUGCCCAAGGAGAUUUUGAAACAACACUUCCUCAUGAUGUCCUCCUUUUGAAACCAUAUUAUGAUUUGGCGAGGAAGCAACUGCUGUUUGAGAGAAAGUGUAAAACAAUAAAUCUCAGCUGAGCUUGCUGAAAUUCUUGGGUGCCCCUAAAUUAGCUCUUGGGUUCAUGUCUCAGGACUUUCAUUUUGUGGCCAUGUGAACACUGCAAAACACAGUUCUGCAGAUUGUUUCUUACUGGUUAUGUAUGGGAAGAUUUUUUGUUAAAGUGAUCUCAUCCUGCUUUUGCUGCUGAGAGGCUUUUAGUACAGCUGAAAAUAGUCCCACCCCUGUUUCUCAUGUUGCUUUAAACAUCAUGGUCAGUUCACAUAUAAUCAGAAUCAUGGUUUAGGGCUACAUGGGCAAACCUCCAUGAGACAGAGCAAAGCAUUGGGCUCAUGCACUCACAUCACUUCUUCCCACAUAUCUGGGAUAAUGGUUUCGGUUGUGUUUUCGUCAGUCUCUACUUAGCAUUGUGUAUAAAUCAGAGGUUAGGUCAUAGCUGUCAACAUUUUCCUUUUUUAAAGGGAAAUUCCCUUAUUCCAAAUAGGAUUCCUCGCAAGAAAAGGGAAAAGUUGACAGCUAUGGGUUAGGUUCUAAACAAGCCAGCUUCUUUAGGAACUAACAAUGGUUUAGAAGUUUUUCAAACAUGGCCUGUGUUUCCAAUCCAAAUUUGCAGUUCUGGUUUGGAGAGCAAGCAUUUGAUGAAAAGCCAAUUAGGUUGCCUGUACCAGGAAGAAGUAACUAUCUGACCACUCAUAGUCCAUAAGAGGAGGAAGGAGCAUGUGGCAUGUUCCUGAUCAGAGACAUUACAUCUAAACUGACCCAACAACUGCAAAGUAAUUACCUUAAUGCUGCCAGAAUCUUGUGUUUUCUUACAAAAAACCUUGUACAUUUUCAGUGGAAGAAAGCAGAAGAGAAACUAGAAAGAGAACUCUUAGAAGCAGAAGCAUCAGAGAGCACAGAGAAAAAACUGAAACUGGUAAGUAUAUUUUCAUGAGUGUGGUGUACUGCUGAGUUUUGUAUUAUGCACAAGUAAAAUAAGACCAGAUAUUGCCAAUUGUAAUAUUUGUUUCAAAUUCUUGCUUUGGUUCUGUAGUUCCUUAGAAAUGAGUUUCUAGUCAUAAAAUGUGGGUGGGCUGUAUGCACAGUAAACACAAAGACUGAUACUAUAAGCACGGAUUUAUCCCUCAUUGUGGUUAAUUUUUAUUAUUAGUAGUUGUUUUUGCUCAGCACAAUAGUUGAGGGACUAUAAAUAGUGCAAUAACAGACUAGGGGGUCUGUUUUUUCCUUGCAAUUCAAUAAUUACUGGUUUAGGGCAUUAUGUAUUACAAUAGUGGUGUCUAUCCAUAGCUAUCCCUGCUAUGAUUCCUAAUGAUGUAAACCAGUAAUUAGGAACUGAUCUUGUUAGCAGUUAAGUAAUCCUAGAAAAUUUUAAGUGGUUUUUGAUUAAUGGCUUUCAAAUCCAGACAAGUGUGAACAGAACUUAAAUACGGUGAACUCGGAAUGUUCCAUAUGUGUUCAUUUGUGGGUGUCUUUUCUCUACAGCACACAGAAACCUUGAAUAUUGUAUUUUUAACUUACUUCCGAAUACUGAAAAAAGCACAGAAGUCUCCCCUUUUGCCUGCUGUGUUGGAAGGCCUUGCAAAGUAAGAAUUUCAAAGAAAUUUUUGAGUGACCAUUCUUUAUAAAAGUUCCUAACAAGGCACAUUAUAUCAACAUAAAAACUUUCAUUGAAAAGUGUGAAAAUAAUGGCCUGUAUUUUAGUAGGUUUUACUGAAGUAGGCUCAUUGCAAUUAAUGGAGCUAAAUUGAUCAUGUCCACUAAUUUCAGUGGGCCUGGGUAGAACUUAGUUAAAGCAACCCAGUGCUUAAAUUUGUUUAAACACUUCACUUAAAAUUACUCAGAAAAAUUAAAUAAAAAUCAGGGUAGAAGAAAAUAGGAAGAAUAAAAGCAAUUGAAAUUUAAUGCAGUUCUAGAAUAACAUUGCUAAAAAGUUUGGUAUGUAUUUCAUCUGUUUCAUGUGUUGCUUGUAUAGCAUCCUGUUUUGUUUUCAAAAUGAUAGCUGGCAGAUGGAGGAAUGCUGUUCUUUUUUUGGAUUACAAGUAGUAUGUGAUUAAUGAUCAUACUGCAAAAGAGAAGACUACUUAAGAAUGUUGCUUAAGAUAGUUGCACUAUAAAACAAACUAUAAUUGCAAUGGCAUGCUUUGAGUUUGACAGAUAAAUCUUCUGUAAAUUCACAAAUCUAACUCCUUGAUUUUAGGUUCGCCCACCUCAUAAAUUUGGAAUUUUUUGAUGACCUUUUGCUUGUUCUACAUUCUCUUAUGGUCUCAGGGGUAAGUUUAUCCUUUGUCUAAAGAGAUAUAAGACUUUUGGUCUAUAUCUUUCUGAUGCAUUUCCUUUAUUUUCAGGUGUUAAGCCACAGAGAGAGUCUGCACUGUAUUCUUUCUGCUUUCCAAAUUUUGUCUGGUCAAGGUACAGUUUAAUUUUCAUAUUGCAUUUCUUUUGUGAUUAGCCUGAAUGGGACCAUUGCUAGGUUUGUCUGAUGGGCUUGAGUGGUCAAAGAUUUAACAAAAAGUUCCAUCCAGGGGAAUGUGAUAGACUUUGAGGAAGGACUGGAGAGACAGUGAGAAGACACUUUUUGUUUUGGCUCUGAACCAGGAUCAAUGUUAACUGUUUGUUUUAAGGAAAAUGAAUUAUUCCAAUUGAGACUGUAUAUUUGUAACUAAAGCAAUAUAUUGCACAGGUUCAACCAGUCUCCAGCAUGCACUUAGCUCCAGAGGAAACUAAACCCCAGAGCAGUGUUUUUCAAACUUGGGUCUCCAGCUGUUGUUGGACUACAGUGGUGCCUCGCAAGAUGAAAUUAAUCCAUUCCGCGAGUCUCUUUGUCUUGCGGUUUUUUCGUCUUGCGAAGCACGGCUAUUAGCGGCUUAGCGGCUAUUAACGGCUUAGCGGCUUUAAGAAAAAGGAAACAAACUCGCAAGAACUCGCAAGACGUUUCGUCUUGCGAAGCAAGCCCAUAGGGAAAUUUGUCUUGCGGAACGACUCAAAAAAUGGAAAACUCUUUCGUCUUGCGCGUUUUUCGUCUUGCGAGGCAUUCGUCUUGCGAGGCACCACUGUACAUCUCCCAUCAACCCUAACUAGCAGGACCAGUGAUCAGGGAUGAUGGGAGUUAUAGUCCAACAACAGCGGGAGACCCAAGUUUGAAAAACUGCUCUGAAGUAUUCCCUUUGAACGUCUCACCAUUUGAGGAAGUAAGUUGUUUUAUGGUUACAGCAACAAACCUACUUAACUGGAAUUAUUUUGGAUAGGUGAUGUCCUUAACAUUGACCCUUUGAAGUUCUACACACACCUUUACAAGAUACUACUUAAACUUCAUGCAGGUAACUCCUUAUUUCAAUGUGUUGAAUAUUGUUGGUAUUUUCUUAAGUGAGAAUUGAGAAUUUCUUUCAUGGGUUUUGGAUAUUUGAAGUGGCGCAGCUUGUUUAAUAACACAGGCUACGGUGGUCUGAUAACAAAGCAAGUACUGUCUUUUAUAUACUUCUGUGGUAGGUGGAGUGAAAUUGUAUGUCUUCGUAUUUUCUCUACAGAAAUAACCCAUCAGUGGGUUUCAGCGGUGUUCAGUAGAGUUUCUUUCUUUGCUAAAUAGCUGGUGUGAUUCUUAAUUGGUGAAUCUUUCUUAAAUAAAUUAAAAAUAGAAUCGGGAAAUAGCGGGUGCCUUCAAUCUUUCUGGUGUUCUUUUGGAUAUAUGUUCUUGCAUUCAAAUGGGUUUUGAACCACACAUGUUGUUUUAAGGUGCUACAAAUGAAGAUGUGGCGAUAGUGCUUCAGUGCCUGGAUGUGAUGCUCACCAAGCGUAGGAAGCAGGUGUCCCAGCAGAGAGCUCUUGCUUUCAUAAAGCGCCUCUCCACAGUAGCCCUCCAUCUCCUUCCAGACUCCUGCAUUGGUAUCUUGGCAACCAACAGAACAUUAAUGCAUGUAAGUUCUUAAAAACAUAGCUAAGGAGGCCCUUCAGCUAUAGUCCUCUUGGGAUCUAAAACUGUUGGAUGUUUCAAACUCAUUCUGUUGAAACUCCUACAUCGUAUUUAGAACAUGUCAUACCUUCACAAAUCUACACACACAUUUGUGCAGACACACACCAGCGUAGAGCGUUCCAUUUAACUUUUAGCUGUGCCAAGCCAAGUUUUCAUUCUUGUCAGAAGAGAUGGAGUCAUUCCAGCAUUCUCCUAGGGCUGCCAUAUGUCUGGAUUUUCCCGGACAUCACUGGAAUUUCAAAGGCGGAAUUAACAUCGGGGGGGGGGGUCUGAAAGGCGGUGUUUUUGUAAAAAAAAAAAAAGCCCAACAACUUUUGGGUUUUCCAAAAAAACAAAACAAAACACCACCAAUCUCAACAAUUUCAGUGGUUUCCUUAAAAAAACCUCAACAAUGUUGUGGUCUUCCUGGUUUUUACUUUUUGAAAUAUGGCAACCCUAAUUCUCCAGCUUUCCUGCCUUGUUGUUUCUUCAGUUAUUCUUUCUGCUAUGGGCAUCAAAAUCUUAGCUCUUUCAUUGCAUUGGAUUUAGUUUUUAGAGGGGAAAUACCCGCUGGGCCCAAGCUGUCACUCAGAGAAUCAGGGUCACCUUUUCACUGGAGUUGGCCUAUAACAGUCUGAGGGGUGUCUGUUAUAGAUACUUUGUAUAAAGGAUAGCUCCAGGAGCUGUAGGCUUGAUGACUGGCUGGUUCAGUAUGCUGAUGGCAGUAUUUCAAGAACUUGGGUGGUGAGGCUGAUUAUUGCUUUUCCACUAAGAUGCAGUUAUUUUAAUUGCUGCAGUUUGAAAAUGGUGUUUGGAUUCUGAUCUUAAAAUGACAUAGUUUGGUUGUUAAUUGGAAUUUCUUACAUAUUGCACUAAAUCAUGAUUUACCCCCAUGUGGCUGAGCAAGAAUGAAGCAUUGGGCUUGUACCCCUUCCCUAGCUCUCAAAGAAUCUUGACUUUGCAUUUCAUACAACCUUGGUUUAAAACAAACAGUGGCUAGUUUUCUUAAGAAGCCAAAUUCAAACAAUGGGCUAUUUGAAACCGGCUUUUUUAAACUAACCAUUGCUUUAAACCAGGGUCUCUAGCACAUAUGUAAUACUUGUUUGAAACUGAUACUCAGUUUGGCAGAAGUCCUGCUCCCAGUUGCAUUUGAUUCGACUGGUGGAGUCUCGUCCAUUUAAUGCUAAACUGUGGUUUUAGCAUUAGGUGAGAAGGCAGCAAUUGUAUUUGACUUUUAUAGGUUUUUCUUCUUCUUGCGGCCUACCCUGAGGUAGGCUGCAAAUAAAAUGCCCCUUCCAACACAAUGAACAAAAUGGUCCACAUGUGAAAUAUUCUUAACAUGUUUUGAAAAUUAUUACAGCAGACGUGAGUUCUCCAGAGUUGGUUCAUUUUGUUUUACAUGAAAGCAGAGACUUUUAACAUGAUCCAUCAGGCCAUAUGCAUAUUCAGAGAUCUUAAGUUUCUUACAUCGGUAGUUAUCUUUUUGGGGAGAUGCAAUUUUGUUUUCUGAGGCAAACAUGGUAACAACUUUGUAAUUAUUCUUUUAUUUCACGUGGGACUCUUCUUUUUUCUUUUUCUUUUUCUUGGAUGGUAUUCAAGACUUUCCCAAAGACAGACCUUCUCCUAGACAAUGAAUCUCAAGGGAGUGGACUUUACCUUCCUGAGCUGGAUGAACCAGAGUACUGUAAUGCUCAGAACACAGCACUGUGGGAACUGCAUACUCUGCGGGUGAGUGUCACGGAAGCUAAUGUCUUGUUGCCUUAUUCUACACUAGUAACCUAGGAAGCUCUUUCUCUGUUCAGAAUACAUUUUUUUAAAGUCAGAAUUUGCAGGAAUGAAUGUUCUUGAGUAUUCUAAUUCUGUUUACAGCAUCUUUAUAUUGCAAUUAAUCAGUUUUCUUCAGUGGCGAAUAUGAUUUUGAACUUCAGUAAGCCUUUUCACUCUUUUAAUUAGGCUGUUUAGCUCCAUCAUUCUGCUUUGCACUUUUCUUCUUCCUACCUCAUCUUAUUUACUGAAAAAGUAAUGAGCAGUGGUGCAUGCGAACCACCCAGCAUCUUCCCAUCUUUUCCACUUAAUUGAUCCCCACUGCUAGAUGCUUUAACUCUCUUCUUGGAAAAGGCUUAAGAUUACCCCGUCAUAAUUGUCUUGCAUCUCAUGGGAUGUUUAACCAAUCGAGCUUUUGUUCCUAAAGCUGAGAGAAUACAAUUUUGAUGAUAACCUUUUGUUCAAAUAGUCAAAUGCACAACAUUAAUAUAGAAAAGUUUACAUUCCCAAUUUCUCAUUAAUGCUCUCUCCCUAACCCCCAGAGACAUUAUCACCCAGUCGUUCAGAAAUUUGCAGCUCACCUUGUGGCUGGUGCCCCAGCAGAAGGAUCAGAAUCUCUUGGGCAUGAAUUUAGUCGGAGGUGAGAGAAAGGUGUUUGCUUUGAAAAAAAGUGUGCAUAGAUUCAAAAGAACAAUUUAGGAGCCAGGCUUUCAGUGUGCUGGUACAUCUUCCUUAGAGCUCCCUCUCGUAAUGUGUCACACAGCCCCUGUCUAUUAUCUUUUCGGUGCCUGCUGAAGACCUUCCUUUUCCCACAAAGCUUCUGAGUGAAGAAUUUUGUAUUGCUCUGUAUCUGCAUAAAACUUGAAAUUGUUUUUAUCGUUAUAUUGCUUUGGAAUGCUUCACAGGAAGCAAUUCAUAAAUUAUAUGAAUGAAGUUUAGCGGAGAAAACCCUGCAGUCUUUUCUGGUAUAGAACCAGAGACUCAGCAGCUUACGUAUGUAUACAGAGGUGGGGGAAGUUUUUGACCUGGUGGGCCAGAUCUUUAUCUCCACCUCACACCCUGUGGGCCAACUUUGACAGGGGGAAGCGCCAGCUACUCAUCAGUUGUCUGAGGUCAUGAUGAUGAGGUCAUGGCUGAUAGGUCUUGCUGUUGAGCUUGUUGAGCUGUGGGGUGAGCAUGCAGCAGGAUUGAAAUCUUCACUCCUCAGCUGAAGAGUGGAAGCUGCAGUCCUUCUCCCUGGAGGGAUCUGCUUUUCCCCCUGACAAGGAUGGGACAAAAUCUAUUACCUUUUUCUCUCUGUGCCCAGUCAGAUGCUCAUGGGGUGUGCACAGUAGCUCUUACCCCAGCAACUGGUAUUCAGUGGCCAGUUGCCCCUGAACCUGGAAGCAGUACUUAGCUACCAUGGCUAAUUGUCACGGUAGAUGGAUCCAGUUACCGAGUUCUUUUUCUGAGUGGAAAGUACAUUACUACUGUUUAAUAUUAGCUUGAAUGUGAAAUAAAGGAGCAGAUUUUUUUUAAAAUGUAGCUGUGUAAUGUUCACUGUCAAGCGUUUUAUACAAUAAUCCUGGAUUCCAGUAUCAGUGAUGGGAAAGGAGGGAAAUGUCUGCAUGCAGAAGAAGACUUCAGUCUUGCUCCAUUAUUCUGUUCAGUGUUUUGUGUGUGUGUGUGUGUGUGUUCAUUUCUUUGUUUGCCUCAAUUUUUGACAUAUUUUAAAGGUGCUUUGCAGGGCUGUUCAACUCUCCAACACAAAUACUAACAUUUAGGGUCUUUGGUUUUUCCCCAGUCUUGCUUUAAGACACAAUAUUUUUUUUGCAAAUAAUAUAUUAAAAUGAAACCUGUAUCCAUCAUAGGUUGCCUACAGAACUUUUUGAGGCCUACAGUAUGAAAGGAAUGACUUUUAAUCCUCGUGUUGCGUCAGUGGCACCCAGGAAAAAGGUACCGCCUUGCACCAUUCUCUUCUUAAAUCACACACGAUGAUUGAUAAUGCAACGUUUUGAUUUUACUUCAUAAAACUGUAACACUUGUUCAUUUCAGGGUAAAUUUUCACAGGAGGCAUCAUUUCUGAAUGAAGACUUGAAUGAAUUGUUUAAGGUUUAUUUUGGAAGGCCAGUUCCACAAGGAGCCCUCGAUUUCACGAAACACUUAAAGGGAUUGCCAGUUUCCUAAGUAUAUCACAAACCAUUGCAAUCUAUUUAAAGGAACUAAAUACAUGAAAGAAAUACUCACCUGGUCUACAAAUAAUUUAAAUAAAGUGGGCCUUUUUAUUAUGGAUGCUGGAUUUCCAGGAAUGAAGAAGCAAUUAAUGAACAGCCUGUACUUUGGAAUUCUAGGACCCCUGAUUCCAUAUUUAUUGCUGUAGUUAUUAUGGUUUGUAAGCUUUGAGUUUAUGUAUAAUAUUGUACAAUAUUUUCAUUGGAAAUGGAUGAUUUUUCUAAAAUGACAUGAAUUUGAAUUGAUUCUACAAAACUAUUUUAAUUGUAUCAAUAUAUAAACCUUUUUUUAAAAGAAAAAAAGAUUUCAGGCCAAUCGUUCUGUUGUUAUCUCACCUACCUAUGAUAUAAACUAUAAGCAGGUGUUGAAAAACAGUGGUGCGUGGAUAUCCACUCCCACAGAGCACAAUCCCACCAUUUUAUGUUUAUUUUUUAAUUUAAUGUCUCUAUUAAAUGGGCUAUGAGAAAGUGACUGCAAUUAACAUUUAGCCCCUCUCCCCCUACAUUGAGAUUCCCCACUCCACAAUAGUUUGUACGGUUAUAAGGUUACUCUUCCUGUAUUGGGCCUGGUAUCACAAAAGCAAAUGGGGAUUCAUCAUAGCAUCUACCAAAAAUUUCUGUGCAUGGCCUAAGUGCCCAACCAGACAUUAUAAACAACUGCCCUGAUGCUUUUUUUCUUUUUAAAUGACAUGUGGGCUAAAUGUUAAGUGGGGAAGUCGUGGGACAAGGAAGGCUGCUUAACUCUUUUCCGUCAGCUAUUUUCCUGCUUCAAAUCUCCCUCCCUACUCCUGCUGAUGGAAAAAAACCCAACUUUUUAGCAGGGAAACAUUUUCUGUAAUAUUGCCAUUUCUUCCUUUAAAUUUUGUGUCCCGAGGCUUCUUCCCACUGAAAAAUAAAAAUUGCACCCAGCUAGGUGUAAUGUGUAGUUUUGCCCUAAAUUGUAGACCAAGUUAGUAUUUUCCUGCUGCAGUGUGAACGCAGUGCAUCUAUUUCAAGCAUCAAAAGGAGUAGUGAAAGAUGGAUAAGGUACGUAAGCAUUUUGUUCUGCACAUCCUCUUUCUCUCUUCCUACUAAUGGGUUGGUAUUGCCUUAUGAACUAAUCUUCAUUUUCUUUCUAGUUGUUGACCUGCAUAAGAGCAAUGAGCAAGUAAGCAUUCUGCCCUCCUUAUUUGCUAGUGGUGAAAUGUGCAGAUAACUGGAAAUAUUUUGCUAUUCAGUACAAAUGUUUUAUGGUUGCACUGUAUUGUAGCUGAAAGAAGUUUGACAACUUUUGGCUCUUCAUUUGUUAUAUUGGUGAUCUAGGUCUCAAUUUGAGUGUCAGCCUGCAAUCCUAGACUACACACUUACCUGAGAGCAGGCUCUAUUGAACUUUCUGGGGCUUACAUCCAAGUAGACAUAGUGCAGUCUCAUCAUUUGGGAAAUGCAGGUAGGUCACCUCUGUUUCAUCCACACUCCCUUCAGUACAGCAGAUCAGGGGUUUAGAUUGCUCUGCUUGAAUGUAACUAUUGAAGUCCAUGUUUACUAAUUUAUUGAGACACCUUGUUUAGAUGGCAGUACUCUUGUGAUAGUAAUUCACUGUUGCUGGAGGUAGGAAUACUGACAACAACUGCUCCGUAUUGGUCACACCCCCAAAAAUUGCCACUGUACCACAGACAAGUGGAAGGUGAUGGUGGGGAACAAAAAUAUGAUGUACAUGUAAUUCUUGGGUUUUUUUCUAAACACCUGGGAGCAGAUUUUUACAUUGGUGGCUGUACUGCUAUCCAAGCAUUUCUAGAUGGGAUUUGUGGCUCUAGUUUCCAUCAUGUUCCUAAUAGAAGCACAAUGUGUGCAAAAGUAAAUAAAAAGUAAAAGCAACACCUUUUGAAAUUCUCUAGGUAGCCAGAGACCCUUCUUAGUCAUCCAUAAGGAGUUCUAUGAUUAAAUUUGAUUUAUUCCACCACUUCCUUUCUAAAGGACCUUAUAUAACAUGUAGCUUCAAAUUGAAAUGUAUGGUACUUACUGUUAAACAUCUCACAUUGACUGUUUAGGUCUGUCUGCUGUUUUCAGAGGCAUAGUUUUUCUGGCAAGCUGUGGCUUUAGAGCUUGUCUAAAUGCUAUGAACUCAAGUUGGUGUGUAGAAGUCAUAUGAUAGCACUGUGUUCCAUUUACUGAGGCUUUUUAAAAAAAAUUGUCUUUAUUGAAGGAUUUUCAUAGACAACAAGGGUACAUACGGUUCUGUUCUCAGUUCCUAAGAGUCCUUUAUAUAGGUCAGUUACAUUCAGUGUAAGACACUAUUGUAAUACAUAUUGUGAGGUUGCGGGGGGGAGGGGGGGAGAAUGAAUUGGAGGGAGGGAGAGAGGAGGGGGGAAUGAUCUCGUUCUUUUGCUUAGUGUGUUUUGGCAGUGUGAGAGGUUGCAGAGCCCAGAGCAUGGUUGGUUGCAUUCAGUUGAUUGCAGUGAGUUUUGCUUGUGUGUGUGAGGUUGUAAGGGGUUGUUCAGUGAAGUUAGCCAUAUUAAUUUGUAUGCUAUUGGGGGGUUUAUGUUGUCUUGCUGGGCUGUAUAUGUAAUAAAAGGGGGCCAUACCGAGGUGAAAGCAUCUUCUUUUGUUUGUCCCCGUGUUAGUGUCAGUUUGUUGAUUGGGAAACUGCCCUACUAGAAAAGCUAAACAGUUUGGUUCCAGUGGUCCAUGUUCACUCCUGACAGAUCCCACCAGUGUCUAGUUAUGACACUCCUAGCUGCUGAGAGUAAGUGGCUUAUGAGUUCUUCGUAAUGUGAGUGUGCAUUGUUGCCUUGGAAGAAGUUUAAUAGGGCCAGUUCUAGAGUUGCUUCUAGUACCGGUUUUGUUAUUUUCCAGGUUUCUUGUGGGACUUGAUGUCCAAAAGGUUUGGAUUUGGGGGCAUUCCCAUCACACAUGGAGGUAUUUGCCUGUAGUGAUACAAUCUCUCCAGCAUUUAUUUGAGGUUCCUUGGCGUAUCAGCACCAGCUUCCGAGGUGUUAGGUACCAUUUAUAAAGAGUGGUUUAGACCAUUGGGUAGGAUUUUGCAACCUAUACCAUGUUCCCAUUAGUCUUUGAUUUUGGUGAGGGAUUUUGUCGGGUCUUGGAAUAGUAUUUUGUAUAUUGUGUAUACCAUCACCUUGCUGUGUCCCUCUCUUGCCAACAGAAGUUUCUCAAAGGUGGUCAGAGGCCUAGUGGCUGCUGCUUUGAUUACUGGGUUAUUGAAGACGAUGUGUUGUUGGUGAUGAGUCAGCCAGAGUAUUUGGGUGUCCCCUAGUUUUAUCUUAUACUUCUUGUGUUGGUAUGGGUUUGCCAUUGUUGUGGCAGUAUAAGCCUUUGGCUUGCCAAGUUUCUGUUCGGGAGCUUUGGGCUGCGUGGUGGGUCAGGAGAAUUAGUGGGGAUGGGGUUUGGACUGUUCACCUGCUUUUUCCUUCUGUGCUUCAAGUGUGAACCUGCUUAGCAUUGUGGGAAUUUUCUUUAGUUUUUUUCGACAGAAUGGGCACACUGUGGUGGGGGUGUUUCUGAUUGUGUCUAUUGCCAUGUGCAGCCAUUGUUUCAUUUUGUCCUCUAGGAUGUAGGGGGUUAUGUGGUGCACUUGGUUGGUGAUGUAGUAGAGUUCUAUAUUAGGAAUUUCCCAGCCUCCUGGGGGGGGGGGAGGUGUAGGAACUUGGAGCUUACUCCUGGCUUUUUCUGUGAGAAGGUAAAUGAGUGUUACUGUGGCAUUUUUAAAGUGUGGUAAUCAAAACAUCAUCGUUUUCUUGGCUAAGAGAUGGAUGACCUGCUUACAGCAGGGAUGGGAGACAAAUGUUACCUGUCCAGGCCUCUUUGCCUGCCUGGAGGGAGGAUAGAGAUGGCUGGGUUAAGAAACUUGCUCACUGUAGAAACACAGAAGUCACAUUAGUUGUUCUGCCCACCCCUGGCAUGUGGGGACCGAUCAACAAAAUUGCAAUCUAGAGUCCUGCCACUGGAGGGCACUAUGUACAUACAGCUGUGUUGUUGUUUUUUGCUGUGCCAGUAAGGCAUUUAUUUUCUGUUUAUAACAAAUGAUUCCUCUACCAAGCCCUAUGACUAAACAUAAACAAACAAUAGUCUUUUCUGGAUUUAAGUCCUGACCUUCCUUCCCCCUUAGCUAAUUUUUUAAAACUUUUGGAGUUAAAUUGGCUUUCCUUAAUGUUAGGUUCCUACUGGCUGCUUCUUUGAGGUGAAGGGGCCUUGUGGGGAUUAGAGGUGAAUGGCUACAUUUUGCAAGCCAUGAGUAUUAAGCUUUGUAGAACAUCCAAUCUGAUUAUGACUUUGCAUUCCAUUCAGGUUCAAAUUGUUUUUCAGCAUUUUGCUUUGAACUUCAGUUAACUGAACAGGCUCUUUUCUUGAUUUACUCUCACAAUAUGAUCCUGGUGAACAGCAGGUGUGUUGAUGUAGGUUCCACAAAGCCCGUUUUUGAACAGUUUAAAAUUUGUACUAUCAUUAUCAAAAGACAGUCAAAACCAGUUACUAUUUCAGUUCUUGCAUGCUUUAUAUGGGUAGUAUUAAAUUGCUUUAAUUGUAUUAUUAACAAAAGGAAGGGAAGUUACAGCCGGUGCUAACGGCCUUAUAAAAACAACAAAAGCCCACCAUGGUUUUGCAAACAUAUACAAAUCUUUACAAAUACUUUUAUGUAAACAGAAAUUGCAAGGUUUAUACUGAAAAUGAACAUACUAGUAUGCUUUUAGGUUUAAAUUUCUUAAAUAAGGCUGCCAGCUAUGGUAAGAGUGAAUAUAUAUUUGACUUUAACAAUUCAGAUAGAAAAAACUUCAAGCUGUUAAUUUCUCUCAAAACACCUUUAUAAUAGUGAAUUGAUAGUGAACAUACAGAUUAUGUUUCCUGAAUGUACUUCUCAUUAUAAUGCUUAUCUUCUCUAAACAGAGAUACAUAUAAUUUUCUGUAAAGCAAGGCAUGAUAAAUACAUUAUACAGUGGCACAUACCUUAGAAUAUUAAAAUAAAUAAUCAUUUUUAAAAAAACAAAAACAGGAAUAAAUUGCAUGAAGAAAUGUUGCUCCUCAUCAGUAUCGCUAUUAAAAUAGGUAUACUUACAGCUGUACACUGACAAAUCAUAACUUUUAUAUUCACCAUACUGAAAUCUAUGAAUUACAAUGUACUUUUUAUCUGCCUACAACCACCUAAAAGUGUGUUUAGAAGCCGCUUUUAAAAAGUGCAUUAUUGUUUUGUAACACACUACAGAACAUCCUCAACUUUCAUUUUCCCUUAAGAUGCCUAAUUAAAUUAUUUUUUUCUAAAAAGGCAGAUUUCUGAUUGCAAUGGACAAAUAUAAGGUGCUUACUUUCCCUCUUGUCCAAAGGUAG
Messenger RNA from Podarcis lilfordi (Lilford's wall lizard), 21503 nucleotides. NCBI's taxonomy places the organism in Eukaryota, Metazoa, Chordata, Lepidosauria, Squamata, Lacertidae. The record is from the annotation of a GenBank genome assembly.